This is a messenger RNA of Musa acuminata AAA Group (dessert banana), 2637 nucleotides long. Its product is annotated as F-box/LRR-repeat protein 3. Gene Ontology annotation, molecular function: protein binding. Gene Ontology annotation, cellular component: SCF ubiquitin ligase complex. Gene Ontology annotation, biological process: SCF-dependent proteasomal ubiquitin-dependent protein catabolic process. The transcript is spliced from 7 exons. NCBI's taxonomy places the organism in Eukaryota, Viridiplantae, Streptophyta, Magnoliopsida, Zingiberales, Musaceae. The coding region runs from base 461 to 2431 and encodes 656 amino acids. The record is from RefSeq and is a predicted model, not a curated record.
CCAACCGCCAUGUGGUCCCCAUUCCUACUCUUUAUUCCCAAAUCACCCUCCUUUAGAACCCUUAUUUACGCAUCGCGGCAGCCGUCCCUUCUUCUUUUGUCUAUCACAGCCCAUCUGGGUAUUAAAGUCAUUUAGUUAUAUGGAGGAGAUACGCUGACCUGGUGCAGGCGGUAACCCAGUCAGGCUUCUCUUCUCCUCCCCCUUCCUUCCUUCGGCACUAUCUUCUCCCGAAGAAGAAGAAGAAGAAGAAGAAGAGGGGUUGAGAGGCCAACAACUCUUCAUUUGCUUCUUCCUCUCGGCCAAUAAUGCGCUCUGCACGUGGAAGAGCACCGCUUCUCCGGAGACCCAACAGCCUCAACGACGCCUCUCCUCCCUCUGCCGCCGUCCUUCCUCUUCGUCCCCACCUGAGCUAAUGCAAUAUCACUCCAAAUAGGAAGAGACACGGAGGGGAGGGGAGGCGAUGGAGAGGGCACCGCAGCAGUCGUCCGACUCCAUUCUGGCCACCCUCUCGGUGGACCUGUUGAUCCAGAUCCUCGACCGCGUAGCCGACUCCCGCGACCGCAAGUCAUGGCGCCAAGUCUGCCGCGGCUUCCUCCACGCGGAGGCGCUCCGCCGCCGCUCACUCCGCGUCCUCCGCCUCGAGGCCCUCCAGGGGCUCCUCCGCCGAUACGCCGCCUGCCUCGAGCGCCUCGACCUCUCCGCCUGCCCGUCUCUCGACGACCACGCUCUGGCCGCUGCCCUUGCCGCCGGGGCGGGCCUCUGGCGGCUCAGGUCCAUCAACCUCAGCCGCGCCAGCGGGGUCGGGUGGCGGGGGCUGGCGGCGCUCGCGAAGGCGUGCCCCCACCUGGAGGCCGUGGACCUGUCGCACUGCGUCGGGGUCGGGGACCGGGAAGCCGCCUCUCUGGCCGCGGCCGCGGGGCUGAGGGACCUAUGGCUGGAUAAGUGCCUCGGGUUGACGGACGUUGGGCUCGCCAAGGUGGCGGUGGGGUGCCCCGCGCUGGAGAUGCUCGGGAUCAAGUGGUGCCUGGAGAUCUCGGACAUUGGGAUCGAGCUUCUCGCCAAGAAGUGCCAAAAUCUUAGAGUUUUAGACAUCUCUUAUCUCAAGAUAACAAAUAGAUCACUUCAAUUUGUCUCCUCCCUUCGAAAGCUGGAAGAUCUGAGCAUGGUAGGAUGCUCCCAUAUAAAUGAUGAAGGAUUACAAUUUCUCAACAAUGGGAGCAACUCAUUGCAGAGUGUUGAUGUUUCUCGGUGUGAGAAUGUGACUUCUAGUGGCUUAAUCUCAGUAAUUGAAGGGCACAAGUACCUGCAAGACCUUAAUAUUGGGGACUGUUUUCCUGAGCUGGCACCACUCUUUCUUUCCAAGUUGAAUUAUUUGAGGGAUAGCUUGACCGUGCUUAAACUUGAUGGCUUUCAAGUUUUUGCUCCAAGCCUUAAGAUAAUUGGCCUCAACUGCAGGAAUUUGGUGGAGAUCGGGCUUAGUAAAUGUAAGUGGGUGACUGAUGAAGGGGUCUCCGAGCUUGUAGCUGGCUGUGUCAAUCUAACGACCAUCGAUCUAACAUGCUGCCACCUGCUAACCAACAAAGCCCUUGUGGCUAUAGGAGAUAAAUGUAAAAAUCUUACGUGUCUCCAAUUAGAAUCCUGCAAAUUAAUAACUGACAAUGGCCUUGAUUGUAUUGGGACUUGUUGCUCCAAUCUUGAAGAAAUAGAUCUCACUGACUGUACCAUGACCAAUGCUGCAAUGAAGUAUUUAUCCAGGUGUUCAGAGCUGACUGUCUUGAAAUUAGGCCUUUGUGACAAAGUUUCUGACGAAGGUCUUGUUCACAUUGCAUCCAAUUGCAAAAAGCUUCGCGUCCUUGACCUUUAUCGCUGCUUUGAGGUCACUGAUGAUGGAUUGGCUGCCAUAGCUACUGGCUGCAAGAGAAUAAAGAACCUGAACCUUUGCUACUGCACACGGAUCACUGACUUAGGACUGAAGCAUCUAAGUUGUUUGGAGGACCUGCAUGAUCUUGAACUGAGGGGUGUACAUUGCGUUACAAGUUUAGGAAUAACUGCUAUUGCAAAUGGUUGCCAGCACCUUACUGAACUGGAUUUGAAGCACUGCCAUCUGGUAGAUGAUGCUGGUUUAUUUGCUCUUGGGCAAUAUACUAAAAAUCUCAGACAGGCAAAUCUAUCGUACUGCCAAGUUUCAAGCAUGGGCCUGUGCAACCUGCUUGGCUCUUUGAAGUGCCUGCAGGAUGUAAAGCUGGUGCAUCUGACUCAAGUGCCAGUUGAGGGGUUUGAGUCUGCACUGAGAGCUUCCGGUGGAAGGUUAAAGAAGCUGAAGCUACUUACUGGGUUGAGGCAUCUGCUUUCCCCAGGACUAAUUCAGAUGUUGCAGGCUAGGGGGUGCCGAAUUCGAUGGGUUGAUAAGCCUCUGAACCUUGUUCCAUAGGCAAAAUCCUGCAUUAUUUUCUUUUUCUUAGGCUUUGAUGAUCUAGUUGAAAAACAAAUGUUUUUCAUAUGCCUAUUAACACAUCUUGCUUGCUAACAUUCCCCAGUUGAUGCCUCCUUUGCAUCAAAGUAGCCUGUGUUGGAACAUUGUAAAAGACUUGCUAUUUUUGAAGGGGGUGCUCUCAUUAACAUUGAAAUUUUGGAGGA